AUGGCGCCUUUGGCCCGUGGAGGCUACGUGUUGUUGCUCAGCAAUAAGCUCCGUCAAUCGAGCCUCCGAGCACUCUCCCUAUCCGCGCGACGAAAUGCAAAGAUCUACGAGAGUGCCGAAGACGCGGUGAAGGACAUUCCCGAUGGGGCGAAACUUCUUGUUGGAGGCUUUGGAAUCUGCGGAAUCCCGGAGAACUUGAUCAUGGCGUUGACGAAAACUGGGCAGAAAGGCUUGACUUGCGUGAGCAACAACGCCGGCGUUGAUAACUGGGGACUCGGCUUAUUGUUGAAGACUCGACAGAUCAAAAAGAUGAUCUCGUCGUACGUUGGUGAGAAUGCUGAGUUUGCGCGACAGUACUUGGCUGGGGAGCUCGAGUUGGAAUUCACGCCACAAGGUACUCUCGCCGAACGGAUAAGAGCAGCCGGCGCUGGAGUGCCCGCUUUUUACACGCCAACCGGCUACGGAACGUUGAUUCAGGAAGGCGGCUCACCGAUCAAGUACUCUGCCACUGAGAAGAUGAAGAUCGAGAUUGCGAGUCCGGCUAAAGAAACGCGUGUCUUUAACGGGACUAGCUACGUGUUGGAGGAGGCAAUUUGGGGUGAUUUUGCGCUCAUCAAAGCUUGGCGCGCCGACAAACUCGGGAACUUACAAUUCAGGCAUUCCGCCGGAAAUUUCAAUAACCCCAUGUGCAAGGCGGCAAAAGUGACAAUCGUCGAAGUCGAAGAGAUCGUCGACGUCGGAGUGAUCAAGCCGAACGAUGUCCACAUCCCGUCGGUCUACUGCCAACGCUUGGUACUCGGCAAGGACUACAAGAAGCCGAUCGAGAGGCCAAUGUUUAGACAGGAGGGACCCGCCAAGGAGCCGAGCACCCCGGCCGCAAAGGUGCGUGACGUGAUCGCGCGACGAGCCGCGCUGGAGUUCAGAGACGGAAUGUAUGUCAAUUUGGGGAUUGGCAUUCCUACCCUCACUCCCAACUACAUCCCCGAGGGUGUCACCGUACACUUGCAAAGCGAGAACGGAAUUAUCGGAGUGGGUCCCUAUCCACGCAAAGGUGAUGAGGACCCGGAUUUGAUCAACGCCGGCAAAGAGCCGAUCACUUUAUUGCCCGGAGCGGCGAUCUUCGGAUCCGAUGAGAGUUUCGCCAUGAUUAGAGGUUCACACAUCGACAUCACCCUGCUCGGCGCUCUUCAAGUCUCGCAGACUGGUGAUCUUGCCAACUGGAUGAUCCCCGGUAAACUCGUGAAGGGAAUGGGCGGAGCGAUGGAUCUCGUCUCGGCACCGGGCGCUCGUGUCAUCGUCACGAUGGAGCACUCGUCGAAGGGACAACCGAAGAUCGUCAAAGCGUGCGAUUUGCCAUUGACUGGAAAGGGAGUCGUCAGUCGGAUCAUCACCGAAUUGUGCGUCUUCGACGUGACACCCGAAGGCUUGUUGCUGGUUGAGUUGCGCGAGGAUUUAACCGUCGAGGACAUCAUCAAAAACACCGAGGCCGAGUUCAAGAUCUCACCCGAGCUCAAACCGAUGGGCCAAGGGGCGCUUCGUCAC
Molecule: messenger RNA, 1542 nt
Organism: Mesorhabditis belari
Lineage: Eukaryota; Metazoa; Nematoda; Chromadorea; Rhabditida; Rhabditidae
Source: the annotation of a GenBank genome assembly